Molecule: messenger RNA, 2346 nt
Organism: Salvia miltiorrhiza (redroot sage)
Lineage: Eukaryota; Viridiplantae; Streptophyta; Magnoliopsida; Lamiales; Lamiaceae
Exons: 2
Coding region: 1063-2082 (339 amino acids)
Molecular function (GO): zinc ion binding; nucleic acid binding
Source: RefSeq, a predicted model, not a curated record
AUUAAGGUCAAGCGCGAGAGUAAGAACUACACAAGGAGUUAGAGUACCUUAGCAAAACUUUGCUAUCAGGUUGAGCUGUGAUGGGCGAUGAAGUGUUGUUGCUGAGUGGAGUUUUUGUCGAACUUAAAGUAGGCUCAGAAAGGAUACAUGUCUUCAUACAUGUAUCUCAGUUAUGCAUUCCGCUGUAAACACUGAUUAUUUCAGUUACGCCUUCCGUUGCAAACUCUGAUAAUGUUUUAGCCAAGCCCCUAACGAUGCCUUUUUCCUUUUUAAGGAAUAUUUCACGCAUAUUCAAGCUCUUUGAGUAUUCUUUUAUGCGCCCCUUUCUAAACCCGCUUCUUAAUUUCCCUUCCCCAGUCAUGGUUUUCCCGGAUUAAUUAUCCUUAGUUAAGGCCGGUCGUGACAGAGUGGUAUCAGAGCAGUUCGUUUGCUCUGAGCCUAAGAGUUUAUUUAAGCCAAACUUAGAAUGGAUCACUAAAGUGUCUAGAGUUCAAUCGACAAAGCUCAGCACUUCAUCGUAUCACACUCAACGAAGCAGAAUGGUAUGCUCUUCCAAGUUUUGAGUUAAUGUUUACAAAAAGUGAAAAUUAUCGUAAUAGCAAAGUGAGUAACUGUUAAUAACUAUGUUAUGUUGUUAUUGAAUGAAAUGAUUUACGCAAGCGCGAUUAAGUAUGCCUAUGGAAUGAAUCCCUAUGAACAUAGAGCUAUUAAGAUAUGAGAUCACCACUACGACAGAACAUAGAAGCAAACAUAGAAAAAAAAUUAGAUUGUAUCUUUUGGUGGCUAUAGUGAAGGAAGCAAGAUAAGUGAUACGUAUAGAAAAAUUUUCUUAAGCUGAUGAUAUUAUAGCCACUAUAAAUCUCCAUGACUUAUGCUUAAGUAUCCAGUUUAGAUGAUGUGAUAUUAUAUGCUUAAGGAUUGUUAUGACUCAUAGAUUUGAGAUGCUAAGGACCCUUAAAGCUUACUACAUCAAUGAUCAAUGAUGUCAUUGGAGUCAUGACUUGUUUACAAGUUAUAUUAAGUUGACAUUUACAAGAAUUCUUUUGAGGUUUGUAUUAGAUUAUGCUAGAGUGUACUAAUUGGCACAUCUUUGCUACCAGAAUGCCGCCUAAGAGAGGACGCCCUGCGAGAAACAAUAACAAUCGCAGAAACCGUAACGCUGUACCCGAAGAACCACAAGAUGCUCAAGAACAUAACCCAUCUCCUCCGCCCCCAACUAGGAGAGUCGAAGAACUCUUUUUAAGGCAAAAUCCACCUACGUUUGACGGAACGAGUGAACCGGCUGAAGCUGAGAUUUGGGUGCGUGCAAUGGAACGCAUUUUCAACUUUCUACGUUGUACUGAUGAGGAGCGCCUAUCUUGCGUCUCAUUCCAGCUAACAGGAUCAGCGGAUUUCUGGUGGGAAGCACGUCGAAAAAUUCUGACACCUGAACAAUGGGCAAGUUAUACUUGGGAAGAUUUUAAGACAGGAUUAUAUGAUAAAUAUAUUCCGAAAAGCUAUAGGAAGAAGAAAGAAGCUGAGUUCUACGAGUUGAAGCAAGGAAAGAAAAAUGUGGUUGAAUACGACAAGGAAUUCUGCAACCUGUCGAGGUUUGCUCCACAACAAGUGGACACAGAGGAGAAGAUGGCAGAGAAAUUUUGUGCCGGACUGCGCUACGAAAUUAAGAUGGCUCUAGCAAGCCACGGAGGACUCUCAUACACGGAGUCUCUGAACAGGGCACUUGACAUUGAAGCUGCAAUGCCGUCGGACAAGUUAGCCUCACCAUUUAUCUCGACGCCAAACGACUUACCAGCAGUCUCACAUACUCUCAAAGGGAAGCGCAAGUGGGACAACAACGAAGACAAUAUCAAUCAGACCAGUAAGAAAGUGUGGCAAGAAAAUGAACGGGCCGAACAGUUUAUUCAACCAAGGUACGAGGCACAGACUAACCUCAAGUCAACUGGGGGUAACCAAGGUCAGAAAGGAGUUUUACCUUGCCCAAAUUGUGGUAAGAUGCAUAGGAGUGUCUGUCGGACUGGAACUAACGGUUGUUACAAUUGUGGACAAAAGGGUCACUACUCCACGCAAUGCCCCAACAGAUAACGAGGUUCAGCAAUUGAGAACACCUGCACCCCUUGCCAGCAAUACGUAGACACUUGCGAAAUCAGCCUCAAUCACAUCAGUGAAAAUCUUAUGGAGACACCGCAGACAAGAGAAGCUACGUGGGAACUUGAAGACAAGAUGAAGGAAAAAUACCCCGAACUGUUUUAGCAGAGAUAUGCAAAUUUCGGGACGAAAUUUUUGUUAAGAGGGGUAGUAUGUAGUAGCCCGCUCUUUUAAUUAUGAUUAAAAUUAGUAAAUGCAAUU